GAGGCUGCCGGGGAGAGAGAGAGGGGGACAGGAGGACAGUCUGCGGAGGACAGUGCGCACGCAUCGAGCGGAACCACAACCGGUGGGACUGGACCUCAUAAUAAAGCGGAGAAUAACCAGUCAGCGCGACGCCGCCCUCUCUCUCUCUCUCUCUCUGUCUCUCUCUCUGUCUCUCGCACGCGCGCGCUCUGUUUCUCUCUCCCUGUGUGUGCGUGUGCGCUCUCGAGCUGAAGUGCGUGCGGCGCGCCUCCGGUGGCGCAUUCGCGCGUUCGCGUGCUGCUGCUGGUGGUGGUGGUGGUGGUGUGUCCGCGGUGCGAACCUCGCCGUGCCCGAUGCCGAGCGAUGGAGGCGGCGCUGCGCCAGUGCGAGCUCCUCCAGAACAUGAUCGACAUCUCGCUGUCCAGCCUGCAGGGCCUGCGCACCAAGUGCGCCGCCAGCAACGACCUCACGCAGCAUGAGAUCCGCACGCUGGAGGUGAAGCUCAUGAAGUACAUCUGCAAGCAGCUGCAGUGCAAGUUGAAGGUUCCGGAGACAGAGCGACCGCAGGCCCUGGACACGUACCCACGCCUGGGGGACUGGCUACGCACCGUCAGCCUGAGGCCCGAGCUCAUAGAGGCGCUGCCUGUGAAAUUGUCGUUGGAUGCCUUGCUGCAGAUGCCCGGCGCUCAGGUGCGAGAGACCAUGAGGAGCCUGGGAGCCACUGCGGAGGAGUGUGUUCGGCUCUGCGCCGCCCUCUCCUGCUUAAAGAGUGCCACCGAAUCAGGAGAGUGUAGUGAGGACGGAGGCUGCUGGUUUUCCGAGCCCACUCGACGAGACAGUGGAGGUCUUAUCCCAGCGGACCAGAUCCCUUUACUUGGAAGUCUGACACGCCCACACAGCCCUUCUCCUCUUGCCCGGCCCCCUACUACUCCCACCACACCCACCGUGCCCACCACGCCCCUCGUCCCAUGCUUUCAUUCGCGUCAUCUUCCGCCCAACCCAGAGGCCCACAUCUACCACGGCUACGCUGAGAGCUUGACAGACCCGAGCCCAUACUACUCGUCCUGGCCUGUCCGUCUUCAUGGACACUCCUCCACCCCGCCCAUAACACCGCCCUCGAAGAGGAGGCAUCGUCUAAAGCCACCUUGCACGCCACCACCGCCGUCACGCAAGGUACUCCACGUCCUGCCCAACAUUACCCUGACACGCAGCAAGAGCCACGAGAGCCAACUGGGCAACCGUAUCGAGGAGACACCCACCAACAAGUGCGGGAAGAAAAACAAGCUGUUCCUGAACGUCCAGAUUAACGGCAAUGCUUGCGACGAUUCGCCGUCUCGCUCUCCGCUGCUUUCCACGCGGACACACGCUGCUGUGCCAGCUACAGCCCCUUACACCUUGCCGGGGACACCCACGCUCCUGGAGGAACAUCAUGGAGGCCUGAGAAAUAACAUCACAGUCCAUCGCAGCUCUCCACAGGCAGUGAGGAGAGACAUCGGCCUGGCUGUCACUCACAGGUUCUCUACCAAGUCGUGGCUCUCGCAGACGUGUCAAGUGUGCCAGAAGAACAUGAUCUUUGGAGUGAAAUGCAAACACUGUAGGUUAAAGUGUCAUAAUAAAUGCACGAAAGAGGCUCCUCCCUGUCGGAUAUCGUUCCUUCCCAUCACAAAGAUCCGAAGGACGGAGUCCGUGCCGUCAGAUAUCAACAAUCCGGUGGAUCGUCCGGCCGAGGCACCGCAGUUUGGCACGUUACCAAAGGCAAUAACCAAGAAGGAACAUCCACCUGUGCUGAAUCAGCUGGACUCCAGCAGUAACCCCUCAUCCACCACGUCCUCCACCCCAUCAUCUCCUGCCCCAUUCCAGCAGAGUAACCCUCCCAGUGCCACACCGCCCCCCAAUCCUUCACCCAAAAACCACCGCGACAACCGCUUUAACUUCCCAGCUGCCUUCUACUUUCAGCAUAGACAGCAGUUUAUCUUUCCUGAUGUGUCUAGUUCCAACACACUUCAUCCAGAAAGCCUACCGGAUACAGUGAAUGAGACCGACCAAUCAGAGGAGGAUGUGCACGCCGAGCUGGCUGAGGAUGAGCAUGAAGACGGAGAGGAGAAAGAGGAAGCUGAGGAUGCGGAAGCAGAGGAGCAAGAUGAGGCGAGCGUGGAAGAGGAAGAAGGGCAGGAGGAAGCCGAGGAGGAGGAGGAGGAGGAGGAAGAACAGGAGGAGGAUGAUGAAGUGAGCUUUGAAGACACAAAUGGAGGCUCAGAUGGUGAAGAUGAUGAACUAGAUGAUCUGCCCAGUGCAAAAGGCCGUGGCCCCUGGAAGGGUCCUGUCUCACGCAAGCCCAGUCAGACCAGCGUCUACCUGCAGGAGUGGGACAUCCCUUUUGAGCAGCUUGACUUGGGUGAGCUGAUAGGCAAGGGACGCUGGGGACGGGUACACCGGGGCCGCUGGCACGGCGAGGUGGCUAUCCGCCUACUUGAGAUUGAUGGCAACAAUCAGGACCAUCUCAAGCUUUUCAAAAAGGAGGUGAUGAACUACAGACAGACACGCCAUGAGAAUGUGGUGCUGUUCAUGGGGGCCUGCAUGGCUCCGCCUCACCUCGCCAUCAUUACCAGCUUCUGCAAAGGCCGGACAUUAUACUCUGUUGUGAGAGAUACAAAGAACACGCUAGACAUCAACAAGACAAGACAGAUUGCACAGGAAAUUGUGAAGGGAAUGGGGUACUUGCAUGCAAAGGGGAUCGUUCACAAGGACCUGAAAUCAAAGAAUGUCUUUCAUGACACGAACAAAGUUGUAAUUGCUGACUUUGGGCUUUUUGGGAUUUCUGGAGUGGUUCAAGAGGGAAGGCGAGAGAAUGAGCUGAAGCUUCCUCACGGCUGGAUUUGCUAUCUGGCUCCAGAGAUUGUGCGCAAAAUGAGCCCUGGCAACAACGAGGACCGCUUGCCCUUUUCCAAUGCAGCUGAUGUUUACGCCUUUGGCACUAUUUGGUAUGAGCUGCAAGCAAGGGACUGGCCGAUCACUAACCAACCAGCAGAGGCCACCAUCUGGCAAGUGGGCAGCGGAGAGGGCAUCAAGAAAGUCCUUGCGGAGAUCAGUCUGGGCAAAGAAGUCACGGAGAUCCUGUCAGCAUGCUGGGCGUAUGACCUGCGCGAAAGGCCCACAUUCACACAGCUGGCCGAUAUGCUGGAGAAACUGCCCAAGCUCAACCGCAGGCUCUCACACCCUGGACACUUUUGGAAAUCCGCAGAGAACGAAGAAAGAAUGUUGGAGAACUGAUGGACAUAUAAUCCAGUUUGUGAUUGGCUUAUUAAAGUUAACGCUGCUACAUCAUUGUAGACGUCAGUCAGGCAGGCAGACAGACAGACAGACAGACUGACUAAUUGAUAGAUAGGUAGAUAGAGCGAUAGAGAGAUAAAGAGAUAUUGACCUUUACAGUAGGUUGCUAGGUUUUAAGAUUAACAUUGUUUUUAUUUAUUUUUUAUUCCCCACCCUUACCCCUCUCUUCUUAUAUGUCCAUGAGCAGAAACUACACUAACAUCUGACCUUGUUUUCAUAUUAAUAAACAUCUUUUUUCCUUCUUAUUUGCAUGUUAACAACCCCACCUAUUUCUUUUCUCUCUUCUGUCUGACUUUCCUUUUCACUGUCCUUUAGGUUGUAGCUGAAACACUAAAGCAAUGCAAAAUAAAAAAUAAAAAAACCCGGAUUUGCCUUGCAUGCAUCCUGACAUAACAAACUCAUGGAUCCCGGGGAAAAACGAGAUGCACUUCCUGCUCCCAACGUUUCGCCGUGUGAUCUUCCGCCUUUGCUUGCUGUCCAUGGAGGGGAGUGCGCUUUGGCAAUGCACGGAUACUGAGCGGCUCUCAACUCCAGUGUUUUUGAUUAUUCCCUCUGGAGUGUACGCUGUCAGUCUCUUUUUUCACUCUCUUCUCUUGGCGUCUUGGCUGACUCUGGACUUACGAGAUGUAGCGUCUGCCAGGUGGAAUUUUUUUUCCCUCUUAUGGCAGCCCGUCUUUCUUCUUUUUGUUUUUUUCUAUACUUUUCCUCCCUUGUGAUUGGAUGCACCACGCCCUUUUCUUCUUACUUGCUACACUUUCAUUUUGGAUUCCAGCUCUUUCAAUGUGCACUAUUGCUUCUCUGAUACAUAGGCUCACUGGUAACGGUCUUUCUGCAUCAACUGACUAUAAAUGCUGUCACAUAGUUUGCUGUAUAGUGGUACCAGAUGAAGCCACACCAAAUGUCUUUUAAAAGAAUUGGAAGGCCAGAAGUAAAUGUUAUAUACCCUGAACCAGAAUGAUAAACAAACACAUUGGCAAUGACACUAGUAAAGGAAACAACCUCCAGCAUGAAUUGCAUGUCUAAAUAAUCACACACUCACCUCAGAAGAUAUUUUUGGCUGAAUAAUGAAUAAGUCUGAAAGUAUAUAACAAUUUAAAUUACAUUCAGCUAAUCUAUCUUCUAUACAUAUAAUAAAAAUGUAAAGUUGGCGGGUCUGUGCAUUGGAGAUAUUUGCCAGUAAAUUAUAUGGGGGGACGUAAGAUGAGUAACAGGACACAUCAAGAUGUUUUAUGGGAUUUUUGUUUGUGCAUGCAUCAUGUAAAAACUACUAAAUGAAUUCUAUCGGGGUUUUUACUGGUGUAUUUGGCUGAGUUUGCAAUAACUCAUAGGUUUUGUAUCAUCAUCGGCCCACAGGAUAAGAAGAUAUGUUAAUUUGAAAUUUAAAUGAAAAACGCCUUUAUAAAAAAAUCAACCUUGGAAAAUAAACUUUAAAAUUCAACAUA
Molecule: messenger RNA, 4751 nt
Organism: Clarias gariepinus (North African catfish)
Lineage: Eukaryota; Metazoa; Chordata; Actinopteri; Siluriformes; Clariidae
Gene: ksr1a
Product: kinase suppressor of ras 1a
Exons: 20
Coding region: 343-3249 (968 amino acids)
Biological process (GO): protein phosphorylation
Molecular function (GO): ATP binding; protein kinase activity
Source: RefSeq, a predicted model, not a curated record